CUGAGGCUCUGCUGAAUGAGGAAGCAGCAGAGCCAUUUUUACUGUUGAGUAACUGCAUGCUGGUCUGCCUGUGUGAGAGAGAGGGUGAGAGAGCGAGCAAGGAGAAUUAAGAGCUCCGCCUGGAUCUUAUCGGAGCUUUCUCCCCUCUCUCACCUACCUCUCUCCUUGUGUACUGCCUGCUUGCUGCUUGUGUCCAUUUAAGCUGGGAAGGCCCUGGAGAAGACACACAAUGGAGCGAAGAGCCUGUGGCAACUGGCCUGUUGUACUGCUGAGAGGGGGAUGGGGUAGAGAGCGGACUGGUUCACUCAGCUAACACAGCCUGCUGGCUGGAGGCUUCCAAACCCUUUCCUUCCCACUUGGACCAACUGUUUCCAAACUGGGGCCCUUUUCCUGGACAGCCAUCCUCAAACUUCGUUUGGACUACACUAAGGAUUACUCACCAUGUUCUGUGGGAUUUUAGUAUACAUAUUGGAGCAUGAAGAAUAAAUCUCUCCUGUGUUUUGGAUGAGAGGAAAGGAAAAACAAACUUCUUUGUUAUUCUUUCAAGCCUCAUUCUUGUUUUUUGGAUUCAGUUUCUAUUUGGUAGAGUUCAUAAAUGGAUUACAAGAUGCAUGCCAAGUCAAACGAUUUGCUGGAUUUUCAAAAACUGGAUGCCCUCCUGGAAAAAAUUGCACACUCAGUCUCUGUAAAAAGAGAGUCCAAAGAGGAGUGCGAUGGGAUCAGCAGUGCUCUGUCAGUGGAGUCUGUGUCGGGGCCAAGACUGAGCUGGUGUCCUGCCAACACCACUACUCCUGCCCCUGCUCCAGCUCCCGCUCCGGGGCCCGAGCCCAUGCCCAACCCUGUUAGAAUGGGGGACGGCCUGGACGCAGCGCAGAUGUCGGGUGGUGGCAGCAGCCAGGGGCAGGCCCAGUCAAAUGGCAACCCCCCACCUCCAGAGUACAUCAACCUCGACAGGCCAAAACGCCAGACCAAUCAGCUUCAGUACCUGCUCAAGGUCGUGGUGAAGUCCAUUUGGAAGCACCAAUUUGCCUGGCCCUUUCAUCUACCAGUGGAUGCAGUCAAACUUAACCUGCCUGACUACUACACGAUAAUCAAAACUCCUAUGGACAUGGGAACAAUCAAGAAAAGGCUUGAAAACAGUUACUACUGGAAUGCCCAAGAAUGUAUCCAAGACUUCAACACAAUGUUUACCAACUGCUAUAUAUACAACAAGCCUGGAGAUGACAUAGUCUUAAUGGCUGAGGCUCUAGAGAAGGUUUUCCUCCAGAAGGUCACAGAAAUGCCUCAGGAAGAAACUGAGAUUGUUGUCAUGACAGGCAAAGGACGUGGACGGGGCCGACGAGAGGGAGGCUUGAACUUGAAACCAGGGGCCCUCAGCGAUCCUAUGUCCAUGUCUCCUCAAACACGGGGCCUGUCAAAUCUCUCGGCAGUACCGCAGACAAGAGGACCUGUGCAAGGCCCACCUUUGCUACCUCCCCAGCCUUUGAUGCAGGUCCAUGUACCCCCAACGUUACCUAGCCAUGCGCCGCAGCUUGGAGCUCCCUACUCUGUGGUCCAACCAGACUGUGCUCCUCAAGUUCCCAUCAUGACUUCUGUGCCUCCCCCUGCUCAGACCUCCCUUCCUCCUCUGCCAUCCAUCCAGAGCACUGCCCCCAUGCUGCAGAACUCUAUAACUAUGACCAAACAAAGAAAGAGCCAGAAAAGGAAAGCAGACACUACAACUCCCACAGCAAACGACCAACUCAGUGAAUCUUCACCCGCAGAGUCCAAAUCUGGGAAGACACUACCCAGACGAGAGAGUACCAGACCUACAAAACUGAUGAAGAAGGAGGCCCCAGACUCUCAGCAUCACAUAGGCAUGGGUAUCAGUCUGAGUGGACCAAGUGGAGGUCAUAGCCCCAAACCUCAAGAUCAGCUGGGAUAUUGUGCUAAUUUAGUUAGGGAGAUGCUGUCAAAGAAACAUGCUGCUUACGCUUGGCCUUUCUAUAAACCUGUUGAUGUUGAUGCACUUGGACUACACGAUUAUCAUGAUAUCAUCAAACAUCCCAUGGACCUCAGCACCAUCAAGGCCAAGUUGGAGAACAGGCAAUACCGGGAACCCCAGGAGUUUGCUGCUGAUGUACGAAUAAUGUUUUCCAACUGCUACAAGUAUAACCCACCAGACCAUGAGGUGGUAGCUAUGGCACGCAAACUACAGGAUGUCUUUGAGAUGCGCUUUGCUAAGAUGCCAGAUGAACCCGAGAGCAAGCCUCUGGUUUCUGCCCCAGCUCCUACACUUCACCAUCCUGCUCCUGUUAAGCCCCCGCCUCCUUUGGCCCACGUCGCCUCGUCCUCAGACAGUUCGAGUGACUCGUCUUCCGAGUCUGAGUCUUCCACAGAUGACUCUGAAGAGGAGAGAGCCCAGAGGUUGGCAGAACUCCAGGAACAGUUAAAGGCUGUUCAUGAGCAGCUGGCUGCCCUGUCUCAACCACAAGCCAGCAAACCAAAGAGGAAAGAGAAGGAGAAGAAAGAGAAGAAAAAAGAUAGGCUUAAGAAGAAAGGAAGCUUGCCUGGCCUUGAUGAAAUCCAGGAUGUUCCACAGUUCUCUAAGAAAACCAAGACCAGUAACAAUAACAGCAAAGAUAUUGUUCUCAAGAAGAAAUCCAGUAAAAAGGAGGGGAUGAAAAACAAUCAUCCCUCCAACCUGCAGCCAGUUCCCAGCCUGGAAGAUGACCUGGGGGCUGCUGGGUCCUCAACUACAGGGGAAAAGUGCAAGCCCAUGACGUAUGAGGAGAAAAGGCAGUUGAGCUUGGACAUUAAUAAGCUUCCUGGUGACAAGCUUGGCCGCGUAGUACAUAUUAUACAGUCCAGGGAGCCCUCGCUCAAAAACUCAAACCCUGAUGAGAUUGAGAUUGACUUUGAGACGUUAAAGCCCUCUACUCUUCGUGAGCUGGAGAGAUAUGUGUCUUCAUGUCUCCGCAAAAAGAAAAAGGUUCCAGUUGAGAAGAAUGUGGAGUCCAUGGCUACCUCCAAAAAGACUGGAUCUUCUUCAGAGAGCAGUGGUUCCAGCUCCGAGAGUGAAGCUGAGGGAACUGGAAUUAUAAAACAACAGAAAAAGAAGGGCCAGUCUGUGAAGGAUGGGAAGAAGGCGCAUCCUCCCACUGGCCCUGCUCAGCCUGGGCUUCAUUCCCUACCUGUAGGCCUUCAGUCUAACAGUCAGAUGAAGCAUCAUCAGCCACAGCAUCAGCCAUCUCCUGCAGGCUUCAUGGCUCCCCCUGUCGCUGCUCUGGAAUCUUCUCAGUUACUGGAGAGUAGCUUUGACUCUCUGCCGCCUUUCGGACAGCCCCUCAUGCAUCUCUCACAACACACAAGCAACUCCUCCUCACCACCACACCUCAACGCUCAUUCUGCUGGGCCUGUGUCACCUGAGACCCAUCCCUUCCUCAACCAGCACCCUGUCCUCACAUCUCCAGCCUUGCACAGUUCCAUGCCUCAGCAGCCAUCUCGACCCAGUCACAAGGCAGCACCUCUUCAUCCCAAACCACCUCAGCAGCAACCAGCACCUCCUCCUCAGCAGCAGCAGCAGCAGCAACAACAGCAACAGCAACAGCAACAGCAGCAGCAGCAGCAGCAGCAGCAGCUACAACAACAACAACAACAGCAACAGCAACAGCAACAUCUUCAGGCCCAGUCAGCACCACCACCACCACCACAGCACCAGCUGCCCUCUCAGAUCCUUCACCCGCCCCAGCCUCUGCACCAACGGCCCAUGUCCCCUCCAACACUCACGCCCCAGGGCUUGCUAUCUUCCCAACCACCACAGAUGCUGCUGGAGGAUGAUGAAGAACCAGGAUCCACAAUGCCUUUGAACCAAGUACCAUUGUUCCUACAGCAGUUUCAGCAACCCCGUCAACCUCAGCAGUCCAUGCAGUCGCUCCAGGCGCAGCAGCAGCAGCAACAACAGCAGCAGCAGCAACAACAACCAGGACAGACUUCUCUCCUUCAGUCCGUCCAUGGACAACUCUCGUCUCAGACUACGCUGCCUCAUCCCCAGCUCCCUGUUCAGUCGCAAGCUCAGCCUGCCCCAUCACAUCAGCCCCCGCCCCAACAAAUCCCUCUGCACCAGGUCCGACACAUGCAGCACAGUCAGCCACUACAACAGAACUACCAGCAGGGUCCUGGACUAGCUGGUCAGUCCCAGGGAUCUCAACACAAAGUAUCCAUGCCUGCCAACAAAGCACAGCAGAUCAUCCAUCAGCAGCAUGAACAGCCCUCCCCUCGCACAACCAAGCCGGAUCCUUACAACCCAGGUCACAUGAGGGACAACCCAUCCCCUCUCAUGAUGCAUUCCCCACAACUUCCCCAGUUCCCCCCUGUGUCCCACCAGUCUCCACCCCACAACAUGCAGCCGAAAAAGCAGAGACCCCCUGGGAACCAAGGUGGAUUAAAGGAAGAAAAACUUCUUCCAUCGCCAGUGAUGAGAGGAGAGCCUUUUAAUCCUGCAAUGAGACCAGACCAUCACAAACACCCGGAUACUAAGCCGUCUCAACCAGGCCACGGCCAACAGAAUGUGAAGUCCAUGGACAGUUCUCGCCCUGUCAUCCGUUCCUCUGAGCCCACUGGGCCGCCUGCCUCUCUGCAAGACAAGGAUAAGCUCAAGCAGGAGGCUAAGGUGCCCAUCGCCCCUAAAAAAGUACAGGAUGUGAAAUUGAAGAAUAUGGGUUCAUGGGCCAGCCUGGCACAGAAGUCCACAUCUACGCCUUUAUCUGCAGUGAAAUCAUCAAGUGACAGUUUUGAGCAGUUUCGUCGUGCUGCUCGGGAAAAAGAGGAGAGAGAGAAAGCUCUGAAGGCCCAAGCUGAGCAGGCAGAAAAAGACCGACUACGCAGGGAGCAGGACAAACUACGAGGUCGGGAUGAGGAGGAUGUCAUAGAGCCAAGCAGAAGGGUGCACGAGGAGCCUCGCCGGCGUCUGGAACAGCACAUCCAAGCCCCUUUGCAACAACAACAGCAGCAGCAGCAGCAGCAGCAGCAGCAGCAGCAACAGGAACUACCAACUGUUGUUCAGCCUCCUCAGCCACCUCCUCAACCUCCACAACCUCCCACACCACCUCAGCCCGCAACGCAGAAUCCACUUGACCAACAGAGGGACCUAGCACGCCGCCGAGAACAGGAGAGGAGGAGGCGAGAAGCGAUGGCAGUGAAUAUUGACAUGAAUUUCCAAAGUGACUUAAUGGCUAUCUUUGAGGAAAACCUGUUUUGAGGAGAGGAGCAACUGAAACAUAACUGCAAAAAAAGAAAAAAAACAAACUGGAAAAGAAACUCUGUUAUACACUUCCGCUGAAGUGAGAGAUGAUCACGCACCACAGAGGAGCAUGGACUGUAUGAAGACAUGACAGACGCUCGAUGGGAUGUCCACAGCUUGCUUUACCCCCCUGAACUGAUCACACCCUACACACGGGGAGUGCCUCACUGUUCCAGGUAUAAUAUCCUGGGGAAUUUGGCACUGACUGCCUGAUGCCUCAUAGCAAGGAGAGGAUGGACCUCUGUUGGCAUGGUUGCCUUUGUCACACUUGCUUCUGUGGACAUGGGUGCAUCAGUAAGAGUAAAGGCAUCCCAAUAACUAUGAAAAUGCUCUGAUAAUGUACUGACAGACUGCGCAGAGGUGUUUUGAAACUGCCAGAUGUCUGAGAUGAUGAAGAGGACUGGUCUUUUAUGUUUUGUUUUGUUGUAAGUGAACAUGAGAUGGUUGGGUUAUAGGGGAGGGGGUGGGU
Solea senegalensis (Senegalese sole) is the source of this 5750-nucleotide messenger RNA. It is a transcript of the gene brd4, whose product is annotated as bromodomain containing 4. NCBI's taxonomy places the organism in Eukaryota, Metazoa, Chordata, Actinopteri, Pleuronectiformes, Soleidae. The transcript has 20 exons. The record is from RefSeq and is a predicted model, not a curated record. Gene Ontology annotation, cellular component: nucleus; chromatin. The coding region runs from base 596 to 5239 and encodes 1547 amino acids. Gene Ontology annotation, biological process: chromatin remodeling; positive regulation of transcription elongation by RNA polymerase II.